UAAAAUCACCUUCGCCACCACUAGUGCUGGUGUUACCUACGUGAGGACAUCGUGCCGAGCUUCGGUGUUGUACUCGGUUGUCGGUAAUAUUCGCUACCUUUUUUUCAGAUGAUCACGCCGAGGAAGUAAACAGCUUGUCGCUCGUUCUGGUUCUGGUGCCAUGUUUUCGCACAUUUUUGGGUGCUGUGCAUAUGUUAAGCUUUGUUCCCCCAAUUAACGUUGCAACAGGACGAAAAUGAAGGAAUAGCGACGUACGCAGACUUGACCCUUAGCCUUAGGUGACGGACCCCGUGAAAGAGACGCAACUAGAUUUUAUGUUGGCAGUAUAUUAUGUAGCACCGAAGUAGAACAACAACGACAACGACAAAGAUAUCAAAGUAGACUGCUAGGAUUGAACUUUCAACGACAUCUUCAUCUUUUCACACUCGAACUGGAGUACCAUUUGUUAUUGUUACCGUGUUGGACGAGCUGCGCAAGGGUAAUAUUAAGGCCCUUCUUGGCAUCUUUGAUGCGUGAGAUGAUGAAAAACAAAAAUUGGGAUGUAGAGUUUAUCGGCCCUCCAAAAGAACCAAAGUCCUUUGCUGGAGAAGGAGUUGAUGACGUUCCCAAAAAAAUGAAAAUGCGUAUCCAUUUCUAUUUCGACUCCGUUUCCCCGUACGCCAACCUGGCUUGGCAUGUGUUGCGUCGCUACGAGAAGAUCUGGGACUUUGAAUUGGUUUUGAAACCUAUUUUUCUCGGCGGCGUGAUGAAGCAGACGGGGAACAGACCGCCCGGGCUCUUACCCCAGAAAGCACCGUAUUUAGUCGGGGAGAUGCAGCGCGCGCGGGCAUUUUUCAACCUACCGCACUUGGAAUCUUUCCCGCCGGAUUAUGAAAGCCUCAGGUUGGAAAUCCUCAAAGUGAAAAUAAUUUGUAAUGCAAAAAAACGACUCCAGUUGAAGCGCCAUUUAUAGUCGGCGCAUGACAAAUUUCCCGGGCACUCAAAACGCGUCUGUCAUGCUAGUUAGGCAAAUGGGUGCUCUUCUCUCAUGCUAAUCAGCAGCCCAAUUCUGAACCCGUAGAAGCACAAUAGUCGGCUUCCAUUGCGUUCGCUGCAACACAGUCUUUUUGGUGUCGCAUUCCAUGCAUCACAAAUUAUUUCCACUUUGAGGAUUUCCAUUCUGAGGGUGUCAUACGGAUAAUUUCUUCGACAAGGAGUUUCAAAAGAGCUACAUUACGGUGCAACGAGUCUUGGUUGCGGUGAUCGGGGAUCAAAUGUGGGAAAAAGAAAAGAAGUACGAAGCGAUUCAGAACGCGUUCGAUCUUGUUCAUUCCACGGGAAAAGUACUCGACGGGAGGGUGGGGGAGAACCAGAACAGUAUUCCGCCUGUCACUGACGACCUGAUUUUGGAUACGAUAUUAGGUGGAGGCCAUGAUGGAAACAACAACACGUUACACCCAGACGUAAACAAGAAGAAAGCCGCUUUGCUAGAGCAGGCGAAGAGCUCAGCUGCGGUGAAGCAGAAACUCGCCGAUAACACGAAAGAAGCUAUUGAAGAACACGGUGCCUUCGGUGCGCCUUGGCUGGUCGUGGAGCGGAGCGAGACGAGUAGAGCGCCAGCGAAGGUUAUGAAAUUUUUCGGCUCUGAUCGGUUUGAGGAGAUCGCGUUUUUUUUCGAGAUAUCCUGUGCAAAACUAUCGUACUCGUACUGAUUGCAAUUAUGCAUUUACAAAUCUAGAUGUUAAGGGAAAUCCGCAUUACAAAUUUGCGAGCCAAUAAAAAAAGAUCCGCAUUACAAAUUUAUUGAUUUGCAAUGCUGAGCCAGUUUGUACUGCAAUUCAUACUAGUACGGUACUUUUGCAAUGCAUACGAGAAGCCCUGGUAUGGCCCGGACCCGCUGCUGAAGUCGAAACAUGUGCAGAGUAGGUUGUGAAAAGAAGGAGUGAGGAGCUCGGACCUCCGGCAGUACUCCUAUGUUUUGCGCAAAAAAUCCAGUAUAAGGAUAAUGCAAUAGUUAUAGUACGGGGCAGCUGCGCCCGCGGCAGGUACAGGUGUCAGUACCGCCCGAGGCAUUCGCAUUUACUAUUUUCGAUAGCACGAAGAUUUUUUCGUUGUAAAGAACGCAUCGGAAAUUUAGAUACUCCUGCAAGGGUCAUAGCAUGUAGGAAUCGUGUCCAUCGUGUCGGCGUAUGCGCUGUCUUAGGCUACCUAGGCUGAUGAAUCCUGCCACGUCAAGAAAUGUUAAUGUUUAGCAGCUGCGGCGGCUUCCAUUUGAUGUUCUUUGUGAGAUUUUUUCGCUAUAAUAUGGGCAGAAGAACCGUGUACGAUUUAUUUGCGCACAUCAACUUCAACAUCGGGAUCGGUCUUUUUUUCGUUGUGCAGCUCAGGCCAAAUGCCACACUUCUGGAGCUCUCGCUUCUGAUUACAUGUGCUCGAAAAGGGAAAGGGAUUUUUGAAACUCCAACUCGCGCAAUGAUAGAAUCCUCGGUAAACGCAGCUGCAUGGACUACAUGAUGAGUCGUACGAAUUUGAAGAAAGCCAUUAUUUAUCGGUUCGUGC
Messenger RNA from Amoebophrya sp. A120, 2538 nucleotides. NCBI's taxonomy places the organism in Eukaryota, Dinophyceae, Syndiniales, Amoebophryaceae. The record is from the annotation of a GenBank genome assembly.